This is a messenger RNA of Cololabis saira (Pacific saury), 1019 nucleotides long. RefSeq names its product stathmin domain containing 1 (gene stmnd1). Lineage: Eukaryota; Metazoa; Chordata; Actinopteri; Beloniformes; Belonidae. The record is from RefSeq and is a predicted model, not a curated record. The coding region runs from base 96 to 1019 and encodes 307 amino acids. The transcript has 5 exons.
ACGAAAUUAUACAUUCAGGGCUAAAGUACAACACUGAAGUGCAAUUUAACCGAAAUUUCACGACUUUGACUCCACAUCAUUGUUUUGGGGAGAAGAUGGGAUGCGGAAGUUCAACUGAGACGGAGGUGCAGCCGUUGGAGGGAGUGAGCGGGGACGAGGAUCAGAGAGACGGUAAGACCGGUGGCCGUGGAGACUCUGCUGUGUCAAAGGGCACGACGGAUAGUGGCGUGAUGAUGGAGCACAGAGACAUCUUGACUCUACCUGGAGCCGUGCCCAGUAAACUACCUCCUCUAACGUCUGAGAGCAUCGGAGAAAGGGAGGCGGAGAGAGACACACAAGACGCUACUGCUCCAGGCUUCCCAAAGCAGGACAGCUCAGUACAGGUGCGACCAAAGUCCAAAGAGAUUCUGGAGGAGCUGCUGAGUCAGGGGAUCAUCCCAGUAGGACAGAGCAGAGAAGGCAUCAUGCAGCUGGAUAACGGGGAAGGUUUGCUGCAAAAGCCUCCUGCCAGACUGGAGUCACUGAAGGCCAAAAAGGCUGAACAUCACUGGAGCAGAGAAGAGAUGGAAGAGAAGAUGAGUCCCGUUGAGGAAAGAUGCGAGUUAGGGGAAGAGAACUUCAAGAUGGGUUUAAGGACAAAGUCUGUACAUGUUCGUACCCCUGCUCUCAUAUCCAACACUGAGGAUGAUGUGGAUGCGUUCCUCACCCCUGUGGAGGCUCUACAGUCCCCCCCCAGCCCUGAAACAUCUCCAGCUCCAGAGCAGCGCAGUCCGGCCCCCCACAAGGCCACUGAGGGACGAGGAUGGGUCAGAUGGGCCGGCGGCGACGGCAGGGAGUGUGAGGACAAGGUAACAGGAGCAGGUGAUCCAGGAGCUGGAGAGGACGGGGAAAGUGCAGGCGAUGGUGAGGAAGAAGACGAGGACGUGACCCAGGUGGAGGAGCUCAAGGCAGGCGAGCUCCUAACAACGUCUGGAGAGGUGGACAGUGAUUCCAGCUUUUCUGCAGAGGAAAUAUUGUAA